AUGUGGUUUAACAAGCUAUCUUUCGUGUCUACUUUCCUGUUCUUUGUCACUUUGGUAUUGGCCUUGGACAAAGAGAAGAUCUAUGAACCCAAUCCACCAACCACUCACAGAGUCUUUAUGACUAUCAAGUACUUCGAUGUUAAGGCUGACAAGUUCAAGGAACAAGAAAUCACCAUUGAUUUAUAUGGUACAGUCGUCAAGAAGACUGUCUUCAACUUUGCAUCUUUAGCUGAAGGUGUCAAAGCCAGAAUUCAGGGUCAAGAUCCAAACGAUAUCAAGGUUUUAGGUUACAAGGGUACCAAGUUCACCAAGGUUGUUCCAAACGGUAUGAUAUUGGGUGGUGAUGUUAUCCCAGAAAUUGGUCCAUUCUCUGUCCACGGUCCAUCUUUCCCAGAUGAAAACUUCUUCUUGAAGCACGACAGACCAGGUAGAUUGGCCAUGGCUAACAACGGUCCAGAUUCCAAUAACUCACAAUUCUUCAUCUCCACUAAGUUGGAACCAGCUACCGAAUUGGACAACAGAAGUGUUGUCUUUGGUCAAGUUGUUUCCGGUUUAGAAGGUUUAUUAGACUCUGUUCAAAAUGUCGAAACUGGUCCAAACAACAAACCAGUCAGAGAUGUUGAAAUCACAUACUCUGUUGUCAACGAAUUGAAAUUAGCUGAUCCAGAAGGUUUACACACUGCCUACAUUCAAAAGGUCGAAAAGUUCAGAAGAGGUGAUGAAUCCCAAGGUAUCUCUAUCAAACAAAUGUUAACCGAAGGUUCCAAGAAAAAGAAGUCUGUCAAGGGUAAAGCUAAGGGUAAAAAGUCCGCCACUGGUUUCCAACCAAUCCAAGCUUUAUACAUCAUCUUAGGUUUAGCUGGUUUAGCCAUCAUUAUUCAAUUCAUCAGAAAAUCUUUAAAGAAGAAGUCAAAGAACACUGCUGCGUUAAGAACUGAUUAA
This is a messenger RNA of Tetrapisispora phaffii CBS 4417, 942 nucleotides long. RefSeq names its product peptidylprolyl isomerase family protein CPR4 (gene CPR4). Lineage: Eukaryota; Fungi; Ascomycota; Saccharomycetes; Saccharomycetales; Saccharomycetaceae. Gene Ontology annotation, biological process: protein peptidyl-prolyl isomerization. Gene Ontology annotation, cellular component: endoplasmic reticulum; fungal-type vacuole. Bases 1 to 942 code for a protein of 313 amino acids. The record is from RefSeq and is a predicted model, not a curated record. The transcript has a single exon. Gene Ontology annotation, molecular function: peptidyl-prolyl cis-trans isomerase activity.